AUGGGAAACUCGCAGAGCUCUUCUACCCUCAAUGAGCCCGCUGUCGAGAAGAUCCUCGUCCAACAACUCCAAUCACUUCGAACACGCGAUAAGCUCUCCCAGGUCGAGACCGACCACGACUAUGUCCAAGUCGACGCCGAGAAAGGUAUCCCGCACUGCUACUCAACCGACCCGUCUCUCGACAUCAAAGCCGCCGCAGAAUGGGAAAGAGAACUACUCUCCUCGCCCAAGAACCGCCUCGCAUUAAACGCCCUCCUCUCCAACGACAUCCGCUCCGUCAUCAGCAACAAGGUCGCAACUCUUCCCGACACGCAGACGUUCAACGUCAAAAUUCCGUUUGAAGGGUCACCAGUGACGAACCAACGCUCCUCCGGACGAUGUUGGCUGUUCGCCACGACCAAUGUGUUACGUGUCCCGAUAAUGAAAAAGCACAACCUGAAAGAGUUUGAACUGAGUCAGUCGUACUUGUUCUUCUGGGAUAAGAUGGAGAAGGCGAACUGGUUCCUGGAACAAAUGAUUGAUACGGCCGACAAGGACCUGGGAGAUAGGGAGGUUCAGGAGCUGUUGGGCGCUCCCGUGAAUGAUGGUGGGCAGUGGGAUAUGGCAAGUAACUUGGUGGAGAAAUACGGAUUGGUUCCGCAAAAGUUGUACCCGGACAGCUAUAACGCCAUGAAUUCCUCGGCCAUGGGAUCGAUCCUGACCACAAAACUGCGAGAAGACGGUCUUGCUCUGCGCGCUCUUGUUCACAACGGAGUCCCGGCCAACAGCCACACCGCGAGGUCAUCCUCACUGGUGCUGGCAAAAGCCAAGAUGAUGCGUGAAAUCCACUGCAUCCUCACGCUCAUGCUGGGCCCGCCGCCCAAACCCGACGAGAAAUUCACGUGGGAGUUCUACGACAAGGACGAAAAGUACCACAAAUUGGCAAUGACGCCGCUCGAACUCGCCAAAUCACUCUCCGCACCAAGCGUGGUGAGGAGCUUGGGUGGCGCCGACGUCGCCCGCAUGUUCAGCUUAGUGAACGAUCCGCGCAACAAAUACAUGUCCCUCCUCACCGUCGCUCGCCUAGGCAACGUCGUCGGGGGACGACCCAUCACCUAUGUCAACGUGGACAUGGCGACGAUGAAGCGAGCGGCCAUCGCCAUGCUCCGCGCGGGACUGCCCGUCUUCUUCGGCAGCGACGUGGGCAAAUUCUCAAACUCCCAAUCCGGAAUCAUGGACCCGGACCUGUACGACUACGGCCUCGCCUUCAACAUCUCGCUCAACCUCUCCAAAUCUCAGCGCCUCAAGGCCCGCGAGUCCGCAAUGACCCACGCCAUGGUCUUGACGGGUGUCCAGAUGGAAGAUGAUGGGAAAGGCCGUGGGAAGAGCGUGCGCUGGCGCGUCAUGAACUCCUGGGGCGAGAGCGCCGGCGAGAAGGGCUACUUUGUCAUGACGGACAAAUGGAUGGACGAGUUCGUGUACCAGGUGGUCGUGGAUCCGGGCUUUGUGGCCAAGGAGGUUCGCGAUGUCUUGAAAGGCGAGCCAACUGUGCUGCCACUGUGGGAUCCGAUGGGGGCCUUGGCGUGA
This is a messenger RNA of Fonsecaea multimorphosa CBS 102226, 1566 nucleotides long. RefSeq lists its product as uncharacterized. Gene Ontology annotation, molecular function: cysteine-type aminopeptidase activity. Lineage: Eukaryota; Fungi; Ascomycota; Eurotiomycetes; Chaetothyriales; Herpotrichiellaceae. The transcript is spliced from 2 exons. The record is from RefSeq and is a predicted model, not a curated record. Gene Ontology annotation, cellular component: cytoplasm. The coding region runs from base 1 to 1566 and encodes 521 amino acids. Gene Ontology annotation, biological process: L-homocysteine catabolic process; proteolysis; response to toxic substance.